CCCUUUCUUAUUUUUUUUUAUGUGGGACCUAUUAAUGUUGCUUGCCAGUAGUGGGCAAAAAGUGGGCCCCAUUUAUUAUUAUUAUUAUUAUAUUUUAUUUCAUUUUUAUUUGUCUUUGUCAAAAAUACCACAACUACAUAAACCCCUUCAAUCCCCCCGCUAAUCCCCCUCCUUCUCCUCUUCACUUGAAACAUUUUUUCUCUUGGACAUUUUUUCUCUUGGACAUUUUUACAAACACUUGUUGUGCAACCUGAUCACAUAUUAUACACGAAACGUUUAGUUUUUUUCCUUUUAACAAUAAUGGCAAGACCACAACAACGGUAUCGCGGUGUUCGUCAAAGGCAUUGGGGAUCUUGGGUCUCUGAAAUUCGUCACCCCAUUUUAAAAACGCGUAUUUGGUUGGGUACAUUUGAAACGGCAGAAGAUGCAGCUCGGGCCUACGAUGAAGCGGCCCGACUAAUGUGUGGGCCAAGGGCCCGGACCAAUUUCCCUUACAACCCGAAUGCUCCUCAAACUUCAUCAUCCAAAUUACUCUCAGCUACUCUAACUGCCAAGCUUCACCGUUGCUAUAUGGCCUCUUUGCAAGUGACUAAAAACUCAGCAAUGCAGGCCCAACAAAGGGUACCCAGCCCGCAAUUCUCGGGCUCGGGCAAUUGCAUUGGCCCUAAAUUUGGGGAGACGGGCCCUUGGUCUCCCGAAUACGGCUCAACAAUAGGACAAGUGUUACCUAGUCCGGAACCCAAUUGGGCAAUGAAGGUCGAGAAUGUCCAACUUGAACCGCAACUACAAUAUACCCAAUUAGAGGAGGAUCAUAUUGAGCAAAUGAUUGAAGAGUUGCUUGAUUAUGGUUCAUUUGAGAUCACAAUUUGAUUAACUUAGCUUGGUGACUUUGAUUACCAUGCUAAGUUGGGAGAGUUCAAUUAAUUGAUCACUCAAUUGGCUUUAGUUAGUAGCCAAUUACUAUGGUGGGACGGUACUUUUGGUCCUGAGUUGGGGAAAAAUAUAGUAGCCAACCGGCCCUUUUUAUUUAUUUAUUAUAUAUCCCUUUGGCCACAAAUUUACUCAAAUUUAUCUAGUUAGUUAGUUUCGUAAUUAUCUUAUUGUGCUAAUAUUAACCCAAUUAUAUCAAUUGACAUGAUAUAUGUCACAAUAUUUCCCUUUUUAUAAGUUUAUCUUUGAGUUAAGCUAAGGUGCCUAGUUAUUAGAGGUCAAAGGAAGCAUAUUAUGUAUAGUGUACUUCUACUUAAGUACUUUUUUUUUCUCUCUUUAUAAGACAAUAUAUGAUAUAUUUGUAUAAUAAAGAAAUGCAUUGAGCACCAAUUAAUCCAAUUUCAUAUUUUGGAAAGCUUCUUCAUGGGUAUUUUUGGUAUUUCAGUUGUAAUGGUUAUAUUUUUUUGCCUACCACCUAGGAUCUCUCACUAAAAGAAAAA
Chenopodium quinoa (quinoa) is the source of this 1430-nucleotide messenger RNA. Its product is annotated as ethylene-responsive transcription factor ERF003-like. NCBI's taxonomy places the organism in Eukaryota, Viridiplantae, Streptophyta, Magnoliopsida, Caryophyllales, Amaranthaceae. The coding region runs from base 301 to 870 and encodes 189 amino acids. Gene Ontology annotation, biological process: regulation of DNA-templated transcription. The record is from RefSeq and is a predicted model, not a curated record. The transcript has 2 exons. Gene Ontology annotation, molecular function: DNA-binding transcription factor activity; DNA binding.